GAAGGUAUUCAAAUCCCGAACAGUUUACGGAUGCUAAAACAGCUUCAGGAUCGAAUGACCAGGGCAAUGGAGGCACCAGCUGGAACACUCCCCUUUUGACGCGUUUGCAGAAGAUGAGCUUCGGCGGUGGCCAGAGCAAGAGCAUAGGGGCCAUACGCACAGCCUUGGCCAAAAUCAUUAGCCUGAAUAAUGAUUUCUCGGCAGUCCUUAGAGAGCACGAGGACACGCAUCCUCUCACCAAGACUAAGGCAGUUAAUGCUUCAGCUGAGGACAGAAAAAGAAAACUAGAAGACCGGAAUGAACCAGAAAGAUCGAAGAAGAAAAAAACAGAUACAUUCCUAGAGCAGUCAUGCGUUCAGCCACGCAAGGUAGAGACAGAAGAUGCUGGCUGCAACAAAACCAUAUGGAAUGUGAGCAGUAUUACAGGGAAAGCGAUUUUGGAAGAGCUUGAGAAAAAUGCCACGUCCCUGAAUGUUGACAUAUCCGUUGCAGCAAAAAGCCUCGUCAUUGCACAGGUCAAAUUGAUGGCAGGGCUGGCAAGGGAUGGAGAGAACUUUGACAGGGACUUAGAAGGUAUCAUAUCUACAACACGAUUGCUUGUAAGCCGAAAGAUUCUAAACACAGCGGACAUGGGAGAGCACUUGCUAAAGGAAUCAUCUUUCCUUAGCCUACCUUUAACAUCCCUCUGGCGGUUCAGUUCUACAGGAGUUGUGUCGCUUGAAGAAAUUGUAAAAAGCAUUCAUGAUCAAGGAAGCUGUGAAUCAUCCCUCCUGGAAGACCUGACCCACCUUGUGCUCCGCGGCAAGAAUGAGGAGCCCGGCAUCUCUGUCGUCAGUGAUGCAUUGGCUGUCCUCCUUGGCAUAGCUUAUGACCUGGACACCACACAGUACGAUUCCCUGUGCAAGUAUGCGAGCACCAUGCUUCACUCAUUGACAGAGAAGAUGCUUGACCACAUUCUAGAAGGGGGGAAAAGUGAAGAGAAGGCAGGGCAGCAGCGAGGGAACAGGAGUUUUGAUGACAUCCAAGAUGGCAAAGAAUUAAGUGCUGGGGAUUUGGCAGACCAGGUGUCAGUGAUUAAUAUUUAUCAUCUCAUGCGUGACAAUCUGAAAGUGACGCCAGAAGCCAUAGAGAGUUACUGCUCGGCCCAGCUCCUGCAGGUGCUAACCCAUCGCCCCAACCUGCAGCUCGGCCGAGUCCUGAAGGAGCAAGAACGCUGGAGAUCAACGCAGGCUAACAGUGUCCUCUCGUCUUUUAUAUACAGUCUAAUAGUGGUGCUUGGUCACAAUGCAACAUUGGACACCCUUGAACUAGUAGUAAUGAAUGAUGAGGUCAAUUGGGGCUGCGUUCUGACCCUCGUGGCAACGGCCCUCAACUGCCAUCGUGACACAGUGGGAAUUCUGAAAGGCAUGAUCGAGAAAAACAUCAGGAAGGGAUGUGAAGAGCAGGAGAUGGAGUUGCUUGUCAUCGGUCUUCUGUUCGCAAGGCACGCAAGUCAAGAGGGUCGUCACAUCUUCCCCUUAUAUUCUCAGUGGUUCAGCUCCCUCUUUGCAGCUGAGUCUACAAGCCCAGUCACUGAUAAACAGUCAUUUGUGUUCUUUAUACGUUUCCUGACAGACCUAGUGCCUCAUGAGCCAGCGUACUGUUUGCGUGCUCACCUAACCAAUCAAAUGUACACACCAAGAGGCUGCCAGGAGAUUUUGCGAGAUUAUUGUCACUUGGCCAGGGCGAGACUUAAAGAUCUGAAGGAAACAUUAGACCCAAACACUGCCAUUCAUCAGUCUGAGAAAGAAAAGAGUAAGGUAGCAGAUGAAGUAGAGACUGCAGUCACACAGUACGCACAGACCUCAAAAGUACCUAACUUUGUCCUAGAAGCUUCCAUCUUUCGAAAACCCUACUUCCGUUCAGCCUUUCUGCCGACACUCCUGACACCCAGGCCUAUGCCAGAUGUUCCAGAUGCCAGAGCAAAGCUUAUUGAAGCCCUACAUUUAAGUGGGAAGAUCCCCUCUAACAUGUACAAAAAUUAUAUAGAACUUUGUCAAAAGGAAUGCACAGAACUCUUGACAGGCGUAUUUUUGGACGUUGAGGAAGACGUCAUUAUUGAAGAACCCAUAACGGAGCUCUCCAACAUAUUAGAAGAACUAGUACCGUCAGCAGGUAGCAACUCAGAUAAUAUGACGGCUGAUGCUUCUGCCAUUUUGCCAGUCCUCUCUAGGAUCGCUCAGAAGCUGGAGGAUAUGAUGAAGCUCUAUGACACAAGACAGAGAGAUACAAAGCAUCUUACUCUAGAUGUAAAGGCAUUUAAUCCAAAACUAAUUGCUUAUCAGGUAAUUGAAAAAUUUACUGGCAUUAUUGAAAAGAUUUGCCUGACAGCAGAAGAAGGAAAAGUAACAAAGAAGAGUCGACCGUUUUGGAUCUCCCAGUAUCUGUCACUCUUAUCAGGAAGUGUGACCUUGCAAUCAGCACUUUUCAUAUACCUUCUCGACGUCCUUUCUCCCAGACAGCAAGAAGAAUUAUCACAGACCAAAAUCCACAAUGUAGGCAUUAUUUUGUCUGAACUGUGUAACAUCGAUGGCUUGUUCUUACCUGUGGUUGGCGCAUUGUCUCCAGAGGGAAAACCAGCAAGCUUUUUAGGAUUCUUCUUAGACCAAAUGUCAUUUGACACUUACCAGUCAUGUGUUUUAGCUUGUUGCAUUAUCAGCUGUUGGUUAGACUGGUCAGUAUAUGUGGAUGAUGGAACAGACUCUGCAAAAGAAUCUCUUGCAUCCCUUCCUCCUAUGGUAAUGCAGUUAUAUGACUGUCUGGCACCUCGAGUCACUCUUAUGAAGGUAGCACAUGAGGGAAAAGAAGUGACAGUGGCACAUGUUUAUACUUAUCUAGAAGGACUUGAGGUGGCUGAGUGCGCUGCUUUUUAUUACAGAAGUCUGAGUGGAAAUCUCGGCGAGAAAAAGGUCCCGCUAAAGAAGUGGAUUUCCUUUGAGCUUAGUGCAGCCUGGGGAGACGUGCCCCUCGAUGUCCGCUUGACCUACCUCCAGCUGAGAGUUCUGCGAGAUUUCGUCACUUCUGAUAAGAGUGAAAUGUGCGGAAAUGUACCUCUCGGAGAUGCUAUAGUCAAGAUGGUGUUUGUUUUGAUGGAGGUUGGGUUGAAGAAGAGUAAAUGCCGGAGAUAUGUUAUUGCUCCUCCAGUGUCUAAGUCAACAGAGUAAAGACGUCAGUAUUUGUCUCUUAGAAGAGUGGCAUUUCCACUGCCCAGAUUACAGAGCUUGGGAUAGUCAAAUAUUAUCUUUCAUGAGCAUAUGCAGAAGUCUAUCUCCAUGUCUGUUCUUAAGGUCGACUAAGCUGUUACAGCACGCAGGACAUCUGAAAACCAUGGUGGAGCACCUGACG
Penaeus monodon (black tiger shrimp) is the source of this 3384-nucleotide messenger RNA. RefSeq lists its product as uncharacterized. Gene Ontology annotation, biological process: interstrand cross-link repair. The record is from RefSeq and is a predicted model, not a curated record. Lineage: Eukaryota; Metazoa; Arthropoda; Malacostraca; Decapoda; Penaeidae. Gene Ontology annotation, cellular component: Fanconi anaemia nuclear complex.